AUGAGCCAAGGAGGACCUCAAGAUCCAGUUUUCAAAGUUCCAUAUCACAAAGGCUCUACUCAACAUGCUGACAAGAAACCGAAACACAGCAACAACAACUACAACAACAAUGAUCCCUAUUCACAAGUCGGCGAAUUCCUAAAGAGUUUAGAGUUCAAGAGGGACAUUGAGCAGUUGAACACACAGCUCAAGGAGAAGCUGGAGAGGCUCAAGAAGGUGUCAUUCGAGUUGAUGGCCAUUGAGACCAGGCUCAGGAACUACUGCAACACCAGUACUCUCGAGGAAGCCAAGGCCUUGUCCAAACGAUCAAUUGAAAUCACUACUCAAUUGAAUCAACAAGACAAGUGA
Acytostelium subglobosum LB1 is the source of this 348-nucleotide messenger RNA. RefSeq lists its product as hypothetical. The transcript is spliced from 2 exons. Lineage: Eukaryota; Evosea; Eumycetozoa; Acytosteliales; Acytosteliaceae. The record is from RefSeq and is a predicted model, not a curated record. Bases 1 to 348 code for a protein of 115 amino acids.